Molecule: messenger RNA, 2015 nt
Organism: Epinephelus fuscoguttatus (brown-marbled grouper)
Lineage: Eukaryota; Metazoa; Chordata; Actinopteri; Perciformes; Serranidae
Product: apoptosis regulator BAX-like
Exons: 6
Coding region: 40-618 (192 amino acids)
Biological process (GO): intrinsic apoptotic signaling pathway in response to DNA damage; mitochondrial fusion; release of cytochrome c from mitochondria
Cellular component (GO): mitochondrial outer membrane
Molecular function (GO): protein homodimerization activity; protein heterodimerization activity; channel activity
Source: RefSeq, a predicted model, not a curated record
AUUGUACGGAAGCGCUCCCGAGCUACACUAGACAACAGGAUGGCAUCGCACCCGGGAGGAGGUGAUCAAGGCAAAAGUAAAGAUGACAUAAUGGAAGUAGGAGCUGAUUUGUUGAAAGAUUUCAUAUACCAGCGGGUUAAAAGGCAUGGAGACGGCAGUACUGCAGUGACCAGAGAACAGCUGGGUGGAGGAGAGCUGUGCGACCCAAAUACCAAGAGGCUUGCCCGAUGCCUGCAGCAGAUUGGAGAUGAGCUGGAUGGAAAUGUUGAGCUCCAAAGGAUGAUAAAUGAAUCUUCACUCAGUCCCACAAAAGACAUGUUCAUUAAAGUUGCCAUUGAGAUCUUUUCAGAUGGAAGAUUCAACUGGGGCAGGGUGGUUGCACUGUUCUACUUUGCUUGUCGACUUGUCAUCAAAGCUCUUGUGACUCAUGUUCCUGAUAUCAUCAGAACUAUAAUCAGCUGGACCAUGGACUACCUCCGGGAAAACGUAAUCAACUGGAUCAGGGAGCAAGGUGGCUGGGAGGGUAUUCGGGCCCACUUUGGCACACCCACAUGGCAGACGGUGGGAGUGUUCGUGGCUGGUGUUCUCACCACUUUAUUAGUUAUUUACAAGAUGUGAGGGCUUUGUGAAGAGCAGACGAGAAAGAUGGGAAGAGGGGUGACUGAGGGGAAUGGGGACAGGAACAAGAACAUGAAAGAACAUGUGAAAGAAAAUGGUAAGAAGUUAUGGCAAAUGGAACAAGAUGAACAAGAAGAGCAUGUAUUUUGACACGAGGAGCCCCUCUUUGUUUCUGCCUCCCUUUCAUUUCCAAGGAUUGGGAGUUAGACUGAACACACUGUCACCCCCAUGAUCCCUAUGCCACUGAGCAAGUGAGCGGAGCAUGAUUACAUGCACAAAGUGGGGUGGUGGAGAGUUUGUCAGACUUGAACAGGGAAUGCAUUUUAAGUAAUUGAUUUUUUUACUCGGUACAAAGAAAAGCCACUGCAUUCUGUUUUUCUGCCCUUAAAGAUAUAUGGACUGAAAAUUUUUGAAGUUAGAGUUUCCUUUAUGCAUUGUUUUUCUUGCUUUUUUUGUUGUUGUUGUUGUUAUUGUUGUUGUUGUUGUUAUACUUCAAUUGCUUCUUCUGAUCUUCCCACUCUCUCCAUCCACCAUCAUGGUGUCUGUAUGCUAGAGAAACAAUCUUCAUAUGUAUUUGUGAGUGUUUUCUGGUGUAAAUCUGUCAUGAUCUGCUGGCAGUGGAUGCCUUAAAGGGUGGUCGCAUCCUGUCAAGUUGAAAAGAUAUUUUUGGAAACAGUUCUUGAAGAAGAAGAUGGUGAUCAACAUGAAGAGAUGAAAGGUCUGAUAAUAUUUGGGCUCAAACAACCCAGGAUAAUUUCUCCCAUUACAUGAGCAGCUCAACCGUAUUUCAGUGGAUAGCAAAAGUGCCACAACAGGGACUUCUGUAAUAAGUUAUCUUUACAUUCAAGAUGAGUCAUCACAUAGCAAAACAGACACAUGAUCUCAGCAAAAUAACAGCAAACUGAAUUGUGAUAAUAUUCUAUUAUUUGGUCCCUUUGGACAUUUCAACCAGCAUUGUGACCUUACUGUGGUUCUCAUUUAAAAAAAAAAAAAAAUCCUGCCUUUUACUGUCUGUGAUGGGAAUGGAGCCACAUCUCUUGAUCUGACAUCUCCUUUGGUUUAUGGAAGAUGUUGCACUGCAGACACAGAAGGCAUCAGAUUUCUCACAGAUGCUUACCUCACUUCACACAUAUUCAAAGUACUGUACGUUUACUUGAGAUAUUCAAACUGCAAUCUUAUCUACACAGCAAAUGGCUUUUUAUACUCAUUUCUUGUUUGUCAGUGCCUUCGUGUUUUGUUUUGUUUUUUCUUUUUUUACUAUGAAAUCACUUUGAUAUUCUCAAAUUUUCAACUUUUUCUAUCACAUUUGUAAAGCUGAAAUUAGUUUCCGGUCCCACUAAAAAUCUUUUGCUGUGUUUCUUGUCUGUUGGAAUAUGGAAUAAAUCUUUUAACUCGGA